This is a messenger RNA of Aedes albopictus (Asian tiger mosquito), 1340 nucleotides long. Its product is annotated as CLIP domain-containing serine protease B8-like. The record is from RefSeq and is a predicted model, not a curated record. Lineage: Eukaryota; Metazoa; Arthropoda; Insecta; Diptera; Culicidae. Gene Ontology annotation, molecular function: serine-type endopeptidase activity. Gene Ontology annotation, biological process: proteolysis. Bases 1 to 837 code for a protein of 278 amino acids. The transcript has 3 exons.
AUGAUUAAAGUAUUCCUUGUGGAACGUCAGAAAAGAUCGUCAGAAGAUCGCCAUAAUGACAGAUGGGCUAAUAUUGACGAAUAUCCCUGGAUGGCUCAAUUGAUUUAUGAGAAUGCAACACAUCCCGUUUGUGAAGGGGCGUUGAUAAGUAAUUCAUUUGUCGUUACCGCUGCACACUGCUUAGCGGGAUCUAUGCUUCAGCAAGUAGGAGACUUAAAGUUUGUUCGUUUGGGUGAGUACGACGUGCAAAAUGAUCCGGACUGCAUCAUCAUAAAUGAUCAGUAUCUAGAAUGCACUGAUGGAAUAAUUGACGUGAGACCGAAAAGCAUCAUCGUUCACCCGGACUACCAAGCGCACAGUAGCAGUCAACACCAUGACAUUGGGCUGAUUGAAUUGAACCAUCCAGUCGAGUUCUCGUACUUCAUUCGCCACAUUUGCUUACCAACCGUGGACAGUGGGAUAAUGGGAACAAUAAUGUUUGAGAGUGGUUGGGGUCGACUAAAUCGGCUAGUUGAGGGGGAACUAACUAGUGUAUCAAUUCCUUUAAAAUUGAAAAAGAAACUUACUUAUAUUGACCACGACAAAUGCUCGAAAACUUACCGAUCGCUGCAAGUACAGCUUACCAGCGAUCAUUUAUGCGCAGCUGAUCGUCGAUCUAAAGAUUCAUAUAAUGGAAACAUUGGAUCACCACUGAUGCAGUUUGACAUGAAAAAAGUAGCUUGGGUUUUAACUGGAUUAAGAUGUACGCAACACUGCGAAAACUGUACCAAUCCGGGAAUAUACACGAAUGUCCACAAAUAUGUGCAGUGGAUAAAAACGAAUGCACAACUGCAAUAAAGUAUAUCAUCAAAAGCAUAAGUCGGUUUGGGAAUGGAUAACUACCUAUAUAAAGAAUGGCACUGAAUAUUGUGGACUUAGACAUAAACGGCUGUUUCUGUGCGACUAAGUUAAAAAAAGCAGCGUUUCAUAUAAUCAAAGUUGUUCUAAGUACAAUAGGCUUUCAGAUUUACGAUGAGAUGCACGCACAGUACUAUCAUGAUACUUUUCACUAUAAUGUUCCAAGAUUUUUUUUUUCAGUAAAUAAAGCUUUCUUAUUCGUUAAGUCAAAUGUGUUAACUUCCUUUUUGCAUUACUUGAUCGUAAAAGGACAACUUACACCACGUGAUAGUGAGCCAAAACAACAGAAAAGUGUUUCACAAUGUAGCACAUUAUGCAACACUUUCGGGUUGUAUAAUGAUAUGCCGAUGCAGUAAGGAGUCGUUCAUUAUAGCUAUUUAAGUAACGAGUUGAAAAAUGUUGAUUUUUACAGCACGAGUCGUACAUUUAUCCAACGAGGCUUA